This is a messenger RNA of Drosophila elegans, 1631 nucleotides long. Its product is annotated as low-affinity glucose transporter HXT4. Gene Ontology annotation, cellular component: membrane. The record is from RefSeq and is a predicted model, not a curated record. Gene Ontology annotation, biological process: transmembrane transport. Gene Ontology annotation, molecular function: transmembrane transporter activity. The transcript has 3 exons. NCBI's taxonomy places the organism in Eukaryota, Metazoa, Arthropoda, Insecta, Diptera, Drosophilidae. Bases 60 to 1547 code for a protein of 495 amino acids.
CAAGAGCCGAAAAACGUGGACGCGUAGUUUCCUCCGACAGCUCGACCACAAAAGGUCCCAUGCCCACCGAUCGACCUUCUCCAGACGAUGGCUUCCACGCCGUACCCAUUCACAGUGGCUCGGAGCAGCACAUCCACAUCCACGGCAACACGGAUCACCAGCGGGAGCUGAUCCUUCGGAACUCGCAGACAAGUCCGUGCUGCAACAGGGAUCUGCGAAACCAGCCGCAAGCAAAUGCAGUGCUAGCUGCUGCUCUGAUAUUUUUGACUGGUGGAAUUCACAUUGCUUGGAGCAUUGGUUUCGACAGUUUGUUUGCCGAACUGCAAGCCACUAAACAUGUGAGGAUUUGCUGGUUUAUAGCUGCCAUUUUUGGAGCCCUGUUUGGUGGACUCUUCAGUAGGGUGUUCCCUUAUAAAGUACUGAUGGAAUUCUGUUCUUUCCUCACUCUCACUGGCGGAAUAGUGAUGGCGGUGAACAGAAUGGAUCUCGAUGCCCUGCUGGCGGGCAGAUAUUUGAAUGGUUUCGCCAAUGGCCUGGCCAUUGCACCCACCUUGGCCAUGGCCGGCGAAAUCUCGGUUUUCUACAAGAGGGGCACCAUCACGUCGGCCACGGAGCAGUGGGCCACCACGAUUGGAAUCUUUGUGCAGAUUGUUUGCAGUGCGAGCUGGGACAUGCAGGACGACUUCACGGUGGAGCAGUUCACGGGAGUGGUGAGUGCAGUUUUGGGCACCAUAGCCCUGCUGCUGGCCUUCAUGCUCUCGGUUGAAUCUCCGGUGGAUCUGCUGGAGCAAGGCGAUGAACCGGGCGCCAUCGAGGCGCUGAGCCGGCUGCAAAGACCCAAGGCUGUGACGUCCGAGACCUACGAUCAGGUGAGGGACCAUCGCACCUACCUGGAACACCACAGUUCCAUCGGCUGGCGGAAGGCCAUGCCCGCCCUCAUUCGACUCUCCGUACUGAGGACUUUGUAUGCGACCAGCUUAAGCAUGGUGGUGGUCUACACCUUGGCCUGGACGAGUGUGGCUGUGUACGGCGACAGUUCGGGACCCCUGGUGCUGUUCGGAAUCCUGCGACUCACGGGCACCUUCUCGAGCGCCUUUGCCCUGGACUCGCUGGGCAGGAAGAUCCCCCUGCUCCUUGGACUCGUUAUUGCCGGUGGCCUGUCCUUUGGCCUGGCCAGCAGAUUUGCUGGCAGUGGGCUGCUGGGAUUCUCGGACUACCGCAUGGCCCUGUGGCUGCUGAUCAUCUUCCAACUGUUCGCAGGCAUCGCCUUUGCCCCCAGCUCGGCGUUUCUCUCGGAGGCCUUUCCCCGUCGAUUCAAGCGGCAGUGCAUCGCCAUUGCCUACAUAGUGGAGAUGAUCGUCCAGCUGUCCGUUUGCCAAGUGGAGUUAAGCUAUGACAGCAGCAUUGUGGCAGUCUAUUUCUUCGCCCUUGGCGGCCUACUACUGGCCGGAUUCCUCUUCAGCGUAUGGUAUAUGCCGGAAACGAAGGACACCACGCUCCUGCAAGCGCAGUUCAAGUUCCAGGAAUUUGUGAUACCCCCAGCCUGAAAGUAGGCAUCUCGAAAACAAGACUAGCCAACCCCUAGAUCCGUAGAUAUAGCUAGAAAAUAAAUCUGAAAUUUAUUUGGGAAA